This is a messenger RNA of Sinocyclocheilus grahami, 3331 nucleotides long. RefSeq names its product zinc finger CCCH domain-containing protein 7B-like. The transcript has 25 exons. The coding region runs from base 11 to 3331 and encodes 1106 amino acids. The record is from RefSeq and is a predicted model, not a curated record. Gene Ontology annotation, molecular function: metal ion binding; protein binding; miRNA binding. Lineage: Eukaryota; Metazoa; Chordata; Actinopteri; Cypriniformes; Cyprinidae. Gene Ontology annotation, biological process: miRNA processing.
CGACUAAAGGAUGGCUGCUAUGGAUCUAGAACGACAGAAGCGUAAAGAAGAAAUUCAGAAAGCUUUGGGAUUCAUUCAGUCAUCUCUGCCUUUCCCUGAACCUGAGGGGUAUGAGGCAUUCCUGACUCAGCUAGUAUGUAAUUUGCUGGAUGAAGGUAACGCAGUGUAUCGUGAUGGAGAGUGGAGACAGGCAGCAGUCCAUUACAGUGAGGGUGUGAAUGUAGCUCGCUAUGCUCAGUCUGAAGCACUGGUCAUUCCCCCUGAGCUGUUAGAGAGCCUUUAUGUGAACCGGGCAGCUGCACAUUAUAGUCUGGGGGAGUAUGAGCGGGGCGUGCAGGACUGUGAUAGCGCACUGUGUGUGUCGGAGGGCAGUCGCAGGGCACUCUACAGGAAGGCACUUUGUCUGAGGGAGCUGGGCAGAUUCAGAGAAGCUUAUGAGUGUGGCACCGGAUGCCUAUUAACUGCCCCUCACGACCGGCAAGUCAGUGAGCUUGCUCAGGAUCUAGCUAACAAACUUGGUUUGAAAAUCCGCAAAGCAUACGUCAGCCCUCAGCUCGAUUCUACAACAUCUGCGACCGACAGCAAUGGAGAAACUAAUUCUCCUACAGGGGAGACCUCCUCAAAUGGUCUUGAGUCUUUGACUGAUAUUGGAUCAGAUUUAACAAGUGCCCAGUGCAUCCCUGCUCCUCUGGCUACACCAAUCCCAGUAAGUGAUGACCCACAGAUGCCCUCACUGAGCCCAGUUGUGCCCCAAGAUAUGCCAGAAAGCCCAAGCCAGGAGCCAUCGGGGCGGGUGCCGUACUCUGUGCCUGUAUCUGAACACAUGGGUGAAUGUGUGAUGAAUGAGGACACCUCAUGUCUGGACACCUUGCUGGAAAGUAUUCCCAAAGGAGCUGAGAUCUGUGUGAACCCAGUUCAAGGGGCCAUUCCUACUAACCUACCAAACACUGCUGUGGGUUUGAGGCCUCCGUACUCUCCAGGUCUCCCAGCAUCCUCCGCUCAGCUCACGACUCAAUAUUUCAACUCUGCUGUCAGUCCGCUCCCCCCACUGGAGUCCUCCUCAGUUCUAGGUCAAAGCGAAGCCUCAUCUCAGACGAUGGACUCCCUUGGCUCCUUUAGCUCUGGAGCUAGAGACACUGCUGGGAAGGGGGGGUCUGGAUAUUUAACAAGUGCCCAGUGCAUCCCUGCUCCUCUGGCUACACCAAUCCCAGUAAGUGAUGACCCACAGAUGCCCUCACUGAGCCCAGUUGUGCCCCAAGAUAUGCCAGAAAGCCCAAGCCAGGAGCCAUCGGGGCGGGUGCCGUACUCUGUGCCUGUAUCUGAACACAUGGGUGAAUGUGUGAUGAAUGAGGACACCUCAUGUCUGGACACCUUGCUGGAAAGUAUUCCCAAAGGAGCUGAGAUCUGUGUGCAGAAUGGACCAGUUGGUACCAAUCUUUCUCUGCUGUCACGAAACCCUCUGGCUGCCACACAUGAGUUCAGACAGGCGUGCAAUGCUUGCUACAGUCGCAUAGGGCCACGGGUCAUGGACUAUUAUUAUCAACCUGAUGCCGCGCAUCGCUGUAAGAGAGAUGUGCUGCUCUGCCGCCUCAAAUCCUCAGAUGACCCCACCUGGAAGAGGGUGCGACCCCGUCCUGCUCGUAAUAACUUUCUUGGGGCAUUUGUUCUUUGCAAAGGUAUUCCCACUAACCUACCAAACACUGCUGUGGGUUUGAGGCCUCCGUACUCUCCAGGUCUCCCAGCAUCCUCCGCUCAGCUCACGACUCAAUAUUUCAACUCUGCUGUCAGUCCGCUCCCCCCACUGGAGUCCUCCUCAGUUCUAGGUCAAAGCGAAGCCUCUUCCCAGACGAUGGACUCCCUCGGCUCCUUUAGCUCUGGAGCUGGAGACGCUGCUGGGAAAGGGGGGUCUGGAUCACUAAUCACAGGAGGACUGGAUUCCCUUUCCGAGUACACACUUCCUGGAGGACGAAUGUCUCACAGUUUCAUCCCCAGUUUGCGGAAUCAUAAUGCCUCCAAUGCACAGAAUGGACCAGUUGGUACCAAUCUUUCUCUGCUGUCACGAAACCCUCUGGCUGCCACACAUGAGUUCAGACAGGCGUGCAAUGCUUGCUACAGUCGCAUAGGGUCACGGGUGAUGGACUACCAUUAUCAACCUGAUGCAGCGCAUCGCUGUAAGAGAGAUGUGCUGCUCUGUCGCCUGAAAUCCUCAGAUGACCCCACCUGGAAGAGGGUGCGGCCCCGUCCUGCUCGUAAUAACUUCCUUGGGGCCUUUGUUCUCUGCAAAGAGGUACAAGAGCGUCAGGAGUGUCAGUAUGGUGAAAACUGCACUUUUGCCUAUUGCCAAGAGGAGAUAGAUGUUUGGACACAAGAGAGGAAGGGAGCUCUAAGUCGUGAGCUUCUGUUUGACCCUCUGGGUACCAACGAACGACGGGCCCUCAGUGUCACCCGUCUCCUUCAGCUCCAUAUGGGCAUGUUUAUGUUCCUCUGUGAGGAAUGUUUUGACAGUAAGCCUCGUAUCAUUAGCAAGAGAAGCAAGGAGAAUCUCGCUGUGUGUUCCAACCUCACUGCACGACAUCCCUUUGAUGAUAACAAGUGCCUGGUGCACGUGGUUCGCUCAGCAAACGUGCGCUACAGUAAAGUGCGCUCUCUUCACCCACUCUGCCAGUUUGACGUGUGCCGCCAUGAGGUGCGAUAUGGCUGCCAGCGAGAGGACAGUUGCUCCUUUGCACAUUCAGUCAUAGAACUCAAGUGUUGGGUGCUUCAGCAGGACACAGGUAUUACCCAUGAGGAGAUGGUGCAAGAGUCUAAGAGACACUGGCACAGAUUGGAACAGAAUGCACAGAGACAGAAGCCCAUGCUCGGGCCCCACCAGCCCAGCGGGAGCAGCAGUAACAGCAGUGCUGUGGUCUCCGGAGGAGUUGUCAGUGGAGGAGGAGACGGCGGCUUCGGGGGCGGAAGCACAGGUGGAGGAGGACUUGUAGGAUGCGGUCGAGGGCGCGGCUUGAAUCUGAAGAUGAAGUUUGUGUGUGGACAGUGUUGGAGGGAGGGCCAGGUCAAUGAGCCAGACAAGUCUCUGAAGUACUGCACUGCCAAAGCCAGGCACAGCUGGACAAAAGAGCGCAGAGUGUUGCUAGUGAAAUCAUUUGAGAAGAAAAAGUGGGUGGUAGUGCGACCGCUGCCUUUUUCCCGUACCUACCCCCAACAAUAUGAUAUGUGUGUUCAUGUCAUGAAACAGAAGAAGUGCCACUAUAUUGGGAACUGUUCUUUUGCACACAGUUUGGAGGAGCGGGAUGUGUGGACCUAUAUGAAAAACAACAGCUUUUCCACUUGA